Cololabis saira (Pacific saury) is the source of this 1288-nucleotide messenger RNA. It is a transcript of the gene cryba1l1, whose product is annotated as crystallin, beta A1, like 1. Gene Ontology annotation, biological process: lens development in camera-type eye; visual perception. The record is from RefSeq and is a predicted model, not a curated record. The coding region runs from base 142 to 768 and encodes 208 amino acids. Lineage: Eukaryota; Metazoa; Chordata; Actinopteri; Beloniformes; Belonidae. Gene Ontology annotation, molecular function: structural constituent of eye lens. The transcript is spliced from 6 exons.
GGACGCGCACCGGGGAGCGCGCACCCCUAGGGUCCAUAUAAAACUGAAGCGCCAGGUUCUGUUAAAGCUCUACGCGAGUUAGGCGGUUAAGCACAAACCAGUCCCGAGGUCCUCCAGUAAAGUAUCAAUCUAGGAAUCAAGAUGUACAGAACUACCAAGUCCCCCAUGAUGCAGCCCCUGGUCAACUCAGGAAUGGGCAUGGCUCCCUUCUUUAAGGCUACCGUGUUCGAGCAGGAGCAUUUCCAGGGAAAGUGCCUGGAGUUCACUUCUGAGUGCUCCAACAUCCAGGACUGUGGAUUGGACAACAUCCGCUCCAUCAGGGUGGAGAGUGGAGCCUGGGUGGGUUUCGAGCACCAUGACUUCCAGGGCCAGCAGUUCAUCCUGGAGAGAGGAGAGUACCCCCACUGGGACGCUUACAGCGGUUCCCUGUCCUACCACGUGGAGCGCCUCAUGUCUCUGCGCCCCAUCUACUGCGCUUCCCACCAGAGCAGCCGCAUGAUCAUCUUCGAGAAGGAGAACUUCAUGGGCCGCAGCGUGGAGAUCUGUGAUGACUACCCCUCUCUGCAGGCCAUGGGCUGGAUGAUGCCUGAAGUUGGCUCCAUGCACGUGCAGUGCGGCGCCUUCGUGUGCUACCAGUACCCCGGCUACAGGGGCCAGCAGUACAUCAUGGAGUGUGAGAGACACAGCGGAGACUACCAGCACUGGAGGAACUGGGGCUCUCACUGUCAGACCCCCCAGAUCCAGUCCAUCAGGCGUAUCCAGCACUGAGAGGAGCGAUGGCUGAGACUGAGGCCAAACCCCACUCGCAGCGGGUCCCCAUCAACCCCCUUGUUCCCUAAACCCACAACCUCCACCUCUUUUUCCCUCCCUUUCAUCCCCUCCUUCCUCUCGACUUGAGCUGCAACAGCCGCCCCAACACGACAACGCCGCUACUGAUUUACAGUUGCUCCUAGAGUGUGAUAAGAGACAAUAUCGCACUGUUUAAGCACAGGGAAACACACACACACACACUUUGACGACACAAGUGACACUCACUGUGUCUUUUUAUUUGGUUGAGAGGUCCCUACACAUGCACGCACAAAUCCACAGCUGCGCUGUACUGCUACCUGAGCUCAGCGAUGAGGAAAUCCAACAGAGGGAGAUGAAGCUCCAGUAUGUUUCCACGUCCAGGGAAUCCUCCCCAGCUGCUCCGGCUCUUCUCAGGGCGGCACACUGCUGCAGUGCAGCUCAGACGUGCUGUGCCGUCGUGUGUAGCAGCUUGAUAACUAAUAAACUCAUUUUCACUUCA